AAUGGUCACACCACUCAGCGGUGCGGUGCCCAACGCAUUUCUCCCAGGUAACCAGGGAUCCCCGCUUAUUCCCCGGGCCGGAACAACCCAUCCAAGCUCCUGUCCGCUCCGGCUCCGGUGACGGCGACGGGCCGGCGGUUGCUUUCGUCCUCCUUCGUCGACCAAGAUCCACCAACGCAAACACCGCAUCCUCCUCUUCUUUCAGGUACUCGUCACAUCACCGGUGAGCACAGCCUCCUCCUUCUCCACCUAUCCCCUAGAUCGUGCAGCCAAACCUCUAUUUAUUUUGGUUGGCAACAAUCAUUAGAUAUUUCACGCCUUUUCAUGUUCAAAAUUAUUGUAAUGGACUUGCCCUGCUGCAGCAUCGCAGGGUUUGAUCACCGAAAAAAAUAGAUCCGACCUCGCUUCUCUGCCUCGCAUGAGCUAGGGAGCCCCUCCCCUCCCCUCCGCGGGCCACUCCGGCCGCGGCGGCCAACCACCAGCCUUCAUGGCCCCGAGGUGCUCGUCGGGAUCCACCGGUCACUCGACUGCUGGCGCGGUCGUCUCACGCGGGGCGGGAUCCGCGGGUCGGGCCGCGUCUCCUCCGGCUUCUCCGGCUUCCGAGUCUUCGCGAGAUCCACCCACGCCUCCGCGAAUCCUGCUGCGGGGUGAAUGCUCCUCGUCGGUGCAGAGGCUCAUCCCCUUUCCACUACGGUCCUAGCGCGCCCCCGCCCUUCUGCGCUCUCGCACCCGCCGGUCCGGCCGAUGGCGCACUCCCCAGGGCCCGCCGUUUCUGCGCCGUGCUCGGUCCCCGCGGUCGCUGCGGCGCCUAUGCCGUCCCGUCGCCUCAGGUCCAUAGUCGUCGCCCCUCCGCUUGCCAUUUCGGGAAAGGUUGGGCAAUGGUCAGAGGUUGUUCGCCGGAGGGGACGCGGCGCCUAGUCAGACCCGUUGGUCGCCGGGCAGCACCGUGCGGGUAAUAGGCCCAACCGCCUCUCGGGCCUAGCUGCAGCGCCGUCCGCCUUCUUAAGCCAGUUCAGAGGCAGGUGCUUUCGGUGCCUCAGUAGCAAGCACCGCAGGGCAGAGUGCAGAGACCCGAUACACUGCGUUCUCUGCAGAAGAGCUGGCCACAUAGCUAGGAGCUGCCCUCUGCGCCACCUCCCUCCGGGGGCGCCGGUCUCGGCUCGCAGCUGGCUCGGCCCGCCCGCUCCUGGCCAGCCGCUACAAGCGCGCGUCUGUUUCCCUCCGCCCCCGGUCGCUUCACACAUGCCGCCGCUGAGGCCUGCGAUGCUGCACCACAUCGACCCUGCGAGGCGGCCUAGGGAGAGCCGCUCGGUGGCCGUCCCCUCGCCGGCAGUAGACCAGACCAUUUUCUUCCUCAGAAGCCACGUCGUCACCCUGUCUGCAGCCGACGGCGUCAACGCCUCAUCCCCCAUGGCGGUGGGAAGGGCCCUGGAGGCGCAGCUCGCAGUGCCCGAGCACUCGCUGCGCGUCAUGGCGCACCACCCGGAGCACUACCUGGUGAUCUUCACCCAGCCGGCACAGCAGGUCAAUGCACUGCGUCGGGCCUCCAUCCGGGUCGACGGAGCCGUCUUCAACGUCGCCUCCUGGCACGAGCACGACCACGCCUCUUUCGGCUCGCUGCUGCUCCAUGUCCGAGUCGUCAUCGAGGGCGUCCCCAUGCACUACUGGUCUGUCGAGGGGGCGGAGGAGAUCCUCGGGAGGCGGGUAAGAGUUGAUCGCCUCGACAGCAGGACGCUCGAGCGCGGCCACACCAAGACGUUUGUGUGCUGGGUUUGGACCGACGAUGUCGGAAACAUUCCCACCAAGCACUGCCUCGGGAUCCUUCCGAGGGGAGCAGGCCGCGUCGAGGAGAUGGUGGGGUUCUCCCCACUAGACAGAAGAGUAGCUCCACCCCCGGCCACGGCCGAGUACUCCAUGCUCAUCCACGUCGAUCGGGCAGAAGAUUGGACUCCGCCGUCCCCCCGUUCUUCCCACUCCGAGCGGAGCGGAAUCCCGUCCUCCGACUCGGAUGGCGAGGCCGCCCCCUUCCCGGCGGUCGCACCUGCGUCCUGGACAAUGGGAACCGAGGACGGCCAUCAUGGGGGAAGGAAGAAGACCCAGGCCCGCGCGUCGGUGGCCAGCGUCGGCUGCCGGGGUAUGGCUUGCGGCGGCCGGGAGCAAGACGGUGACGGGGAUGGUGACCCGAGGGGGGGAGACCACCGCUCCUGGAAGGACGUUCUUCUCCGCCAUAGCCGCGCUUCGGUCGUCCCCCCACAACCACCGGCUCCACGGCAGCGCAGCCGCUCUCCCGCGCCAAGACGCCGGUCACGGGACUCCUCCGGCCGACGCCGCGACAAGAGGGGGGCUUCGGUGGGGAGGCGUCAUCACGCGCAGCGGGGCAGGUCUAGGCCUCCGCCACCACCCACUGUCAGGCCAGCACAGGCGCGAGAGGCUCACGACGAGACCACGGGCAAGGACCCGGUGGACGAGUUCUUCAAAACAGCAAACAAGCCGCCGAUGACCUCCCUCGUCGUCGACGGCAUGGCGGCCGACGUGCAGGCGGCCGCAGACGCGGUACUGGCCGAGCCGCUGCAGUUCGACGAAGGAUCCCUGCUAGAGGCAGCAGGGGAGGCGCUGCAACUAGACGCCUUCAGCCCCACGCUGUCGGACUACGGCCACUUCAACAGGGCAACUCCCUCCUCCGCGCGCACGAUGGAGGUCCAGCUGGGAGCUGUGACCAGCCGUGUGAGCCAGCUCGAGCUCGUCGAGGCAAGCGGCUGCAAGGAGCCUCGCCUCUUCCGCGAAUGUAGGCCUCCUCUGCUGGCCGUGCCACCCACCAGGCGGUCCGUGCCGCCGCCGAAGAGCAGAGCGCAGGCUACUCCGACUAGGCACAGCGCACGGCAGGCAGCAAACACGUCUACCGUCCCGGUCGCACAGCGUGCCUCCCUCCGUCUCGUGAAGGAGCUAGGGCUGCUAGGACCAAAGGAGAAGAUGACUGAAGACGUAGCAAAGGCCCUUAUUCGACGCUUCGAUGAGCCUCUCUCAGACAGCGACAUUGCGGUCAUCGCCAAGCUCACCCGCCUCGACGGGGAGGCCCUGACGGUCAUGGCUCGCAUGGCCGGCCCCGACGUAGUGGCCGAGAAGGCCGUAGUCUAGU
Molecule: messenger RNA, 3136 nt
Organism: Hordeum vulgare subsp. vulgare (domesticated barley)
Lineage: Eukaryota; Viridiplantae; Streptophyta; Magnoliopsida; Poales; Poaceae
Product: phosphatidylinositol N-acetylglucosaminyltransferase subunit A-like
Exons: 2
Coding region: 1243-3135 (630 amino acids)
Biological process (GO): GPI anchor biosynthetic process
Cellular component (GO): glycosylphosphatidylinositol-N-acetylglucosaminyltransferase (GPI-GnT) complex
Molecular function (GO): phosphatidylinositol N-acetylglucosaminyltransferase activity
Source: RefSeq, a predicted model, not a curated record